This is a messenger RNA of Juglans microcarpa x Juglans regia, 772 nucleotides long. RefSeq lists its product as uncharacterized. NCBI's taxonomy places the organism in Eukaryota, Viridiplantae, Streptophyta, Magnoliopsida, Fagales, Juglandaceae. The record is from RefSeq and is a predicted model, not a curated record. The transcript has 2 exons. Gene Ontology annotation, molecular function: 5'-nucleotidase activity. The coding region runs from base 275 to 772 and encodes 165 amino acids.
CGUUGCUCCUCCUACUCCUCCUCCAAAGUCCAAACGAUUUCCCGCUGGGAGAAACAGAAAACGAAUCUUGAAUCGUACUUAUCCUGGGAAUUAAAUUCCCCCCAACAUGGAUUAUUCAAUUCCAGACGGGGAAUAAGUAGAUUCAAUCUCUCUUGACCCUGCAACUUCUUAUUCUCAUCAAUCAUUGUUAAUGGCCAACGUGUGAAUCGCGUUGCUUCGGGAAUCCCAUUUCUCUCCUUCCACCGGUCACCACUCCGUCCUAUUUAAUUUCACCAUGCGUAUCUCCAAGAAACCCGUUUCCUUUUGCCUCUCCCUCUUCUCUCCCACUGUCUCUUCCCGGAUUCCACUUCACUCUGGAACACGAAGAGUAAUUCGCGCCGCAGUAUCAGGAGCAAGUCAAUUGCAGGCCGGCCAUCCAAUGGACGAGAGCCACAGGACUUCCGCUGGUGACAAAUCACCAAAUGUUCUUCAUAUGACAAGCAGUGAUGGUGGCCAUAAACCAUUUAUAUGGUCAUCUUCUGAUGGAGGACACAAUAUUGAUAUAGGAAAGCAUAUCUUUUGCAACAGAUCAUUAAAUAUGAAGAAUAUUGUAUCUGUCGGGUUUGAUAUGGAUUACACUUUGGCACAAUAUAAGCCUGAGACUUUUGAAUCACUUGCGUACAAAGGCACCAUUAAAAAUUUGGUCUACAAUUUGGUCUAUUGUGGUGUGUUCAGCAUGUAUGUAGCAGAACUCACGUUUGCUUAUGUGCUUAUAGCUCUAGGAAGCAUUUGA